Messenger RNA from Xyrichtys novacula (pearly razorfish), 7260 nucleotides. NCBI's taxonomy places the organism in Eukaryota, Metazoa, Chordata, Actinopteri, Labriformes, Labridae. The record is from the annotation of a GenBank genome assembly.
GUUUGCGCACACUGUCACGAGGAAGAAACGGGUGCAUGAAAAUGGGCAGGAACAGCAAGAACACAUCACAGACUGUAUGAAACAGACAGACUGUGGUGUUACACCAGGUAAGAAUGGCUGGGAGUCCAGAGUCUAAACUCCAGCUGGUCCAAAGACACAUCCGAGCCUUCCCGGACUUUCCGAAGAAAGGCAUCUUGUUCAGGUAAGAUACCUGUCUCUGUUUGCCGUUUAAAAGUCUGAUGUUUUAUAGACCUGUCUAAGCUGUAUCUUGACACUUCAGUCCGGAUCCUUAUACUAGACCAAGCAGAAUAGGUGAGUCUGCCAGGGCAUGUGAGGCCUUAUGCUCCAUGCACAAGUGGAGAGAAACUUCCACUCUGACAGAUACGACCCACGCUGUUUAUGGCACGUGCAAAAGUAACACCCUGAACAGUACAUUAACUACAGAAGACGGCGACCCGAUCAGCGCGUGCACAGCUAUUUCCAACAUAAAAGCAAUGACGGCAGAGUAGAAAAUGCAUCUGAGGAAGAAAAAUCUGUUAUAUAAUGACAGCCCCUUAAAGACUGAUCUACGGAGAGAAUGCGAUAGCACGAGUCACACAAACUACCGUGACCUUAAAUGACUGCUUACAAACUUAAUGUCUGAUGAAUAACAUAAGCUUAUGGCAGAAUCAUUAUUAUUAUUAUUAUUAUUAUUAUUUAAAGCCCCUGGUGUUAUCGCCUGGGGUGAACCAAGUACUCACCUUUAUCCCUUGUGUCAAAAUAUACUCCUGGUAAAUAAUUAUUACAAUACAAGUAAGAGUUACUCAGUCAGUAAUAACUUCACGAUAUUGUAAUUGUGUGUGUGUGUGUGUGUGUGUGUGUGUGUGUGUGUGUGUGUGUGUGUGUGUGUGUGUGUGUGUGUGUGUGUGUGUAAUAUAACGUAAUAUUUUCUUUCUGUAUGAUUGCUGUCGAGAAUACAUGGACUUCAAUAACAAUCUGUUUUUAAAUGUAGUUAAUUCAAUAAAAUAAUUUACCCCCCAAAAAUGAUACUCAAGUAAAGUCUAAGAACAGGUUGGUUUACUUUGCUAAUAGUUACUACAUAUGUUGGACCCAUAUUACUCUGGCAUCAGAUUACAUAUCCAUGAAUACGUAUUAAAAGAACUGAAGAGUAAAAGAGUGAAAAUCUACAGUGUAAAGGUGCAGAUGAUAAAGUUAUUGGAUUACACUUAUUCCUCCUCAUGCCUCCCACCCUUCAGUUUGAUGAAGUCCAUAAAAUGGUGUAACGUUUUGUUUGUGUUUAAGUGUUUGCUCAGUUGAGGUAACCUAAGGCUGGUUGCAGUCAGUUAUAGCCCCGGGCCAGAGAAAUACUGUUUGGUCAUAUUAACAGAAGUCAUCAGUGACCUGAGGGCUUGAUUCACUGUCUGCAUACCGUCAAUGGCUUGGUCAGGGUACACUUUUUUCUUUUUUUUUUUUUUAGAUACUGUAGAAAGAAAAUCACUUAAUAACACAAUUCUAUUUGUUUCAAUCUUUUAGGACUUUAUUUUAAUCCAGGGUUAGUACAUUAAAGCCAGAUAAACCUUAAUUUUCCAAAGAUGCAGCCAACGGGACUACCAACAAGAUUCUGUGUUGAACUAGGACCUGCUUUAGUUUUAAGUUUUUUAGUAGUUUAUUUUAAAUACAUUAUAUUUGUUUUAAAUGCAUUUUUAGUUUACAUCAAAUGAAUUAUAAGUAAAUAAAAAUACUGACUUCUUUAGGAUGUUGGCUCUAUGUGUACUUUUGUGUCCUGCAGAGAUAUCUGUCCCCUCCUGAAGGAUCCAGCUGCUCUGACAGCAGUAAUUGACCUGUUUGAAGAACAGGUGAGGAAGAAUUACCAGCAGGUGGAUCUGAUUGUAGGUAAGAAUACAGAGCAGUCUUUUUAAUGUUGAAAUAUUAGUCUUUGCUUGAUGUUGAUUGUGUAGAUAGUCCUCUUGCUAGAGGGGUAUGAAAGGGUCAUUAAAAGUCUUGAUGAAAGCACCUCUAUUGCCAUCAGUGAUUCUUACAGACUGAAGUUUGAACAGUGGAAACGCAUCAGUACUUGACAAACAAGCACAUGUGAUAUAAUACCAACACCAAGGCUGGGUGGCUUUUGUUUGAACAGAAGCUGCUUAACAUACAGGGCAGAGUCUGAGCUGUUAUAAGAAAUGCAUUCAGCUUAUUUACUGAGGUCCCGCAAUGAGCACGGUGGAAGGCUGCAUUUUCUCUAGAGUAAUGGGUUGUUCUAGCAUAGCUAGGUCACUCAUUGUGAGAUAACAGAGGGGAAGGACCUUAAGCUGCAAGAGGAGUCCUUUAGUCCUUUGCUAAGAUGGUGAUGGUGGUUGGGAGAGUGAGGUGAUUUUAUCCGUCUUUUAAAUCAAAUCAGCAGCCUAUACCAUUUUAGUUGUUCAGACACUAGUAAGCAGUGCAGCAUAAAGCUUAGUAAUGGAUGACAUCUUUAGAGGUCACAACAAACAUUUUUCAAAGUUCCUCAGCACAUUAGUUUGACUCUCUUUCUGGAACUUUGUUUUACUGCCUUAAACCUGUCAAUGCUUCACCACCUAACCACAUACAGUUGUGUUCAAAGCUGUCCCACAUCACUAGCAAGAUAAAUAACUGUUUUUGUUAGAAUUUCGACUUCUACACUGCAAAAAAGUUUCUAGGAGGUUUAGUAAAGGUAUAGAAAACCAACGAACCCAACAGGCAGGACGUGUGUGCUGAUGAUUCUGUGAAACUGAAUCAUUUACUGAAAGGGGCGUGUUAAAAAAAAUAGCAGUGCUGAGUUUAAUUCGUAAAGUCAUUGAUUAUGUGAAAAAAAUAGGUGGUUAACGGGUGGCCCUUAUUAAAGGAUCAAGGCAACUGAUGCUGCAUAUGCUGGCUGUGCAUUUUUCCUUGAAAAACUGAGUAAAAUGUGUCAUUCAAGACAUUGUUCAGAAGAAGAGCAUUAUUUGAUUAAGAAAUUAAUAAAAGAGGGGAAAUCCUAUAAAGAAGUGCAGCAAAUAAAAGGAUUUUAAGCUAAAAUGAUAUCAAAUGCUUUAAAAUGGCAGCCAAAACCCGAAAGGCGCUGAAGAAAAAGAAAAACAACUAUUAGUAUGGAUCGGAGAAUAACCAAAAUGGCAAAGGCUCAGCCAAUGAUCAGCUCCAGGAGGAUCAAAGAAGAUCUAAGAUUGCCUGUGGAAACUGUAACAAUCAGACGACGUCUAUGGAAAGCCAAGCUACCACCAAGAAGCCCCGGCAAAGUCCCAUUGUUAAAAGAAAACACGUGUGCUGAAGCGGUUACAAUUUGCCAACAAGCACAUUGACUGGCCUAAAAGAAAAUGGUGUAAUAUUUUGUGGACUGAUGAGAGUAAGAUUGUUCUUUUUGGGGUCCAAGGGCCACAUUCAGUUCGACAGUCAUCCUGCAAAUACUGAAUUGUAGCCGCAGUACACAGUGAAGGCGGUGAAGCAUGGUGGUGCAAGCAUUAUGAUAUGGGGAUGUUUCUCGUACUAUGGUGUGGGUCGUAUUUAUCGCAUACCUGGGAUCAUGGAUCAGUUUGGAUCAAAAUACUGGAAGAAGUCAUGUUGCUGUAUGCUGAAGAGGAAAUGCCCUUGAAAUGGGUGUUUCAACUAGACAAUGGCCCCAAACACACCAGCAAGUGAGCAAAAUCAUGGUUCUAGACAAACAGAGAUCAAGUCAUGGAGUGGCCAGCCCUUAAUCCCACAGAAAACUUGUGGGCUGACAAAAAAUGCUGUUCGUGAGUCAAAACCAAGAAAUGCAGAGGAAUUGUGGAAUGUAGUACAAUUGUCCUGGGCUGCAAUACCUGUUGACCGGUGCCAGAAGUUGGUCGACUCCAUGUACCACAGAUGUAAAGCAGUUAUCAGAAACUGUGGUUAUGCAACUAAGUAUUAGUUUAUGAUUCUCAGGAAAGUUGAAUCUUCACUGCAGUGAGUUUGUAAAGAAAGAUGUCAACACUGCUAUUUUUUUAGCGUUAUAUUUCUUGACUUCCUGUAAAAUAUGAUCAAAUUCAAUUACUUUUUCCAAUUUUCUUGCUUUUAAAUAUAAUGUGCAGUGUCCCCAAUGCAUUUGUGUUCAUUAAAAUACAAUUUAUUUGAAGAAUUUUGAGGUUUAGUCACCUUUUUAAAGACACUGCUAUUAUUAUGAUCAUAACUGUAGCUGUCGGGGUGUAGCUGUGUGUGGACAGUGUCCAGAACGUUCUACUAAUAGAUGAUGAAGAGUGAACUAAAUCCCUGUGAAUGUUGUUCAUGAGCUCUUCUCCAGAGGUUGUUUGGAAAUUACAAAUACAGCAUCAUCUAUGAGUCUAAAACCUGACAGUUAUAUGGUAAAAGUCGUCAAAGGAAAGAGGGACAAGCUGUUAUUAAAAACACUUGUUAAUUUUUGAGCCCAUGUAUUGGUGUUUUUAAAAAGGUUAAGGGCAUAAAUAAAAGUGUCAUUACUUAUAAUCUGGACUAAUUAACCAUUUCUACCCUUUUAUAUCAGUGACGUUUGUUUUGUUUCAGUUCAACUUAAAUGUGGCUUUUGUGUGCAGGUUUAGAUGCUCGUGGUUUCCUCUUUGGUCCUCUGCUUGCCCAGAGGCUUGGUAUUGGUUUUGUCCUAGUAAGGAAGAAGGGGAAGCUUCCAGGGACCACUGUUUCAGUGGCAUAUGAAUUGGAGUAUGGCAAGGUAAGAACACAACACAAAAAUGACUAGAAUUUAGCAUUACUUUCCUGGUAAAUAUUACACUAUUAUACUCAUGUAACCAUUUUCCUUUCAGUAUAAGACCCCAGUAGAGAAGCUUUGAAUUAUUUGCUGCUAAAAAACAAACAAACAAAACAACAACAAAAACGAAAAAAAACACAUUUAUCUUAAACUGGCAUCUGGGAAAACCCUCAUUUGUGCCCUUCAGCUGCUGCCUGCAAUGCUGCAUUUAGUUUUGGCUGCUUUGCAGUGGUAUCAAGUUGAAAACAGCUUAGUGGUUUCCUAAUAACACCGUUAUGUAGUCACAAAGAGUUAUACGUCUACCAAAAACAUCUGGCACCAGCUGUUUUCACCCUCUUAACUCUCCAUUUGGCCACAUGGUGUUUGUGAGUUAUUGUAAUGUUAGUUUCUUUGAUGUUGCUUAUCGCCUGUGGUUCUGAGCAUUCAUGGGAGAUCUUCAAAGGUAGAACAGCACCAGGUUUCAGUAACAUUUGAGAUGCAAAUCCAGCAUACAGUGACCUGUGUUUACAAAGGAGCUGUUGAUACAGUGGGAAGUACAUGUGGCUACCUUGUGGUCCUGAAAAUAUUGAAAACUUCUCACUGUCUCUCUCAGUCUUCAGGUGUUUGUGUUGGAAAUAGAAAACAGCUGAGACUUAAUGAAUCUGUAAAGUGGCAGAGUGAUGCAGACAUGGUGAUAACUUUUUAGGCUUGAGUGAAAAAGUACCAUAUCUCAUCCUUUCCUGUGUGUGCUCUCUGCUCUGCCCUUGUCAUCAAACAUAAUCUCAUGUGUCAUUUUGAAGUGCUGCUUUUGUGUCUGCAGGCAGAGGCAGAGAUCCAAGAGGACGCAGUAUCUCCAGGACAGAAAGUCCUGCUCAUCGAUGAUCUUUUAGCUACUGGAGGUGAGAAUCUUUCACUUAGAUCUGUUCACCAAAUACUGUCAUUUAGAGUGACACCUGUGUCAAAAAAACAGAGGGGAAAGUUUUGAAACGCUUACAAAAACAGUUUCUUCACUCAAAUAGACAGCAGUAGUUAAAAUGGUUCACAGGUUUAGUAUCUGAGAGUCAUCACCACUCCUCAGUCCUCAGGCUUUUUUUGAUGAACUGUUUCUUUGAGACUGCAACUUUAAAUGGUCUUGUCCCAUCUGCUGAAGGCUUUGGGGACCAGAAAUCUUCUUCCUUCUCUUCAGAUGUUGUUUAGCUUUAUAAUAGACAGUCCCUGCUUUAGAAUGGGGGGAUUAGGGGGACGAUUAACUGGUUCCUCUCAUUCAAAGACAGGCUGUUAGUACCAUAAGCAGAUCAGUUCAGGGUUGUGUAGCACUGUGAUUAAGUGAUGUCAAAUAACUGUUGGACCUGCUCGUGUUUUGAAGUCAAAUUCAGAGGUACGUGUGUGUGUGUUUCAGGGACUUUGUUUGCUGCCUGUGAGCUGAUGAAGAAGCGGAAGGCUGAGGUUUUGGGCUGCAUGGUCGUCAUUGAGCUCAAAGAGCUGAAUGGUGUAGAGAAAAUCAAACCACAUAGUCUUUUCUCCUUACUCCAGUAUUGAGGACCACUAUAGCUUCUACACUGGCUGUUCAACAGUGUUUGACUGAUUCCAGUCAGAUGUUUCCUGUUGCCUCACCACCACCAUCAUGCCCUACAGUUCUUUUAACUCCUGAACACUUGACUAUAUUUUGUUAUUUGGUCAUGUUUUGUACUUUAAACUCUUUGUCUGUUUGCACUGUAGUUGCAGGGCUGGAGCAUUACCCAGCAUGCUGUGGGCUUCUAGUGAGGGCUCUUUUUUUAAUGAGACCUUUGCUCACAAAACAUCCGGGUUGUAAGUCUGUGGAACUGAAUGAAAGGAUGAAUUAAACUCUUUUGAUGAACUUGAACAGUAUAAAUGACUCAUAAGCUGCAGAUUUCACCCUGUUGCUCUUUUUCAUGGAUCCUGUUUGGAUCCCUUCACAGACUGGCUGUAAGUGACAGGCUUAUUGUGGUCACUCCACCGUAGUUGGAGAUGAUCUCUGCCUUGAACAGACCAUCACAUAGAGCAAGUGUUUACACUGAGCAAAUUUCCAGUCAUGGUGUUGCACACUGUUGGUAAGGCAGCACUGAUUCAGCCCAAGAAUCGUCCUCACAGGAGAGCACCAAAAGGAGUAAAAGUUGGUGAUGAGAGGGGAAGCCAUGAGUGGAGAGUCUUCAGGAGCCUGUAUUUUUUCUGAUUGACUGUUCUUCCUGCUAAUGGGUCCUGUCAUGUUCAGUCUUUGUUCUUUUUUCCCCAAACAGGAAGAGAAACAUUUCAGUUUCCAGAAAGACCAAAUCUUUUCUUUUCCCUCAGUUUUUAGUCUACAUCACAGAUUUUUUUUUUCCAGUUUACCAGUGAAAUUAGAUUUUUCAGGAAUGUGUGUCUGGGACUCAAAGGUUUUAUCAGUGUGAUGGGUAGGCUAACUAUUAUUCAAACAGAUUUGCUGUGUUAUGCUAACAUGAACAUCUGUUAAAUAAAACUGCCAGCCCCAGUGUAGUUCUUCCUUCAUUGUUUCAGUGUUUUUCUUAAAACUGUUUUAGCUUUUUGUCUGUUUGUUUUGAGUCAAAAGAAUUUCAGUAUAAAACAUGUAAACUGGU